AUGGCCGCGUGGAAAGCCGUUCCCCGGCAUGGUUUAACCGAUAAUCACAAAACUUAUCGCUUUUUUAAAAAUCUUUAUGAUUACCAAGAAAAACCCGCUUUACUAAUCACUAAACACAAACUAGAUGCCGCAACUGGCCAGCAUCUUGCGAAAAAUCAAAAAGUUUUCCGUCACUUCAAUUAUCAAACUCAACAAACCACUUACUUCUACCGCACUAAUGAACAACUA
Messenger RNA from Ambispora gerdemannii, 228 nucleotides. The record is from the annotation of a GenBank genome assembly. NCBI's taxonomy places the organism in Eukaryota, Fungi, Glomeromycota, Glomeromycetes, Archaeosporales, Ambisporaceae.